Messenger RNA from Tachysurus fulvidraco (yellow catfish), 1939 nucleotides. RefSeq names its product very low-density lipoprotein receptor-like. The coding region runs from base 84 to 1586 and encodes 500 amino acids. Gene Ontology annotation, molecular function: calcium ion binding; protein binding. The transcript has 12 exons. NCBI's taxonomy places the organism in Eukaryota, Metazoa, Chordata, Actinopteri, Siluriformes, Bagridae. The record is from RefSeq and is a predicted model, not a curated record.
CUGUAAUUAACACUUGUUUAUAGAACGCAAUGCUGGGUGCUGCUGACGUCACAUUCCUGCGACCGGCUCCCAGGGAAGGUUGAAUGAGUAAAAGCAUGACGCGCUUACACAUGGUUUUGAUACCAGCAGGAUUUUUGUAUGCGAUUCUUUUAUCAGGUGUGGAGUCGGGGCAGAAACCAGAGCAGGUGUGUGUCAGCUCACAGUUCAGCUGCUCUGAUGGACAGUGUGUGCAUCACUCAGGGAGAUGUGAUCACCAUGAAGACUGCAGAGACGGCAGUGAUGAGAAGAACUGCGAAGAGAACGAGUGUGAGGUGAAUAAUGGCGGCUGUUCUCAUCACUGUGUGGAUGAGCCUCUAGGGUACAGGUGUGACUGUCCUCCUGACAUGAGACUGGUGCAGGACACACGCUGUGAAGAUAUGGACCCCUGUCUGGAUGCAGAUGUGUGUGAUCAGGUGUGUAUUCAUUCUAACAUCUCUUAUACCUGUGAGUGUCGUCAUGGUUACAUGAAGAGCUCAGGGACUGGGCGGUGCCUGGCUACAGGUGAUACAGCAGCGGUGGUCUUCAGUAGCAGUGAGGGAAUCGUGUGGAUGAAGCCUGAUGGGUCUGAGAAUAAAAAACUCACCAACACAACAGGAACAUCAGGAGCUUUAACCUCUCACACUGCUGAUAACACACUGUACUGGACCAACACUGAACACAUCUAUAGGAUGGUUCUGGAUGCAUUAGAUCAUGAACCCUCAGUGAUGUUCUCUGGAGUCAGUGGGAUUGUGGGUCUGGCUGUGGACUGGAUUAAUGAGGUUCUGUACUGGACCAGUAACAGUACUGGAGCUGUUCAUGCUGCAGAACUGAACGGAAGUGAACACACUCCUCUAAUCUCGGGUCUGUCGUCCCCGACCGCUGUCGCCGUGCAGCCUGUAGUCGGUUUCCUGUUCUGGGCCGACGCUGGAGUUUCUCCCAGAAUCGAGCGCUCUGGUCUGAACGGACAGAACAGGAAAAUCCUGGUCAGCUCCAUUAUUCAGAACCCCGUCUCCAUCGCUCUUGACGUUCCCCGUGGGCUGCUGUACUGGGCCGACUCGGGCCUGAACACCGUGUCGAGGGUGGCGUACGACGGCCUGCACAGGAAGACGGUGGUGGAAUCAAACGGUUAUCUGAACCAGCCGUUUGGACUGGCCGUGUUUGAGAGUAGUGUGUACUGGACCGACAGGCUUAAAUCUGCGAUCUGCCGUGCUGAUAAACACAACGGGGCUCUGCUUAAAGUCACCCUGAUCUCUGGAGUGAGCUCUCCAGCAGGAUUGCUCAUCUACCACCGGCUCCUGCAGCCUCCAGUGUCAGACACGGCCACGUCUCCAGCUAAGUCUUCCAUGCUGGGCUCAGACUCCGCCUACAUCUGGAUCCUCUCUCUGAUUGUUUUCUCCAGUGUUCUUUUUGCUGCUCUGUUUCACUACCGGAGAACUGGAACCUUCUCAUCGUCUCUCUCUCAGUUCCCUGGAGAAUCCACGAUGAAGGAGUCACAGGAUCCACUCGUAGCAGCAGGAGACCCCGAGACACAUGAAGACAAAGAAAUCAUGGCCCCUGUUCCUGUCUGAAGUGACAGAAGAAAAGAGAGAUUGUGCGUGCAUGGGGGUGCACAAGUGUGUGUGUAUGUGUGUGUAUGUGUGUGUGUGUGUGUGUGUGUGUGUGUGUGUGUGUGUGUGUGUGUGUGUGUGUGUGUGUGUGUGUGUGUGUGUGUUUGCACGUGUGUGCAUCUGUGGGUUUGUUUAUGGGUCUGUUGUGUUUGUUUGUGAGUGGGUGUGUCAAACUGAUGAUGGCUAUGAAUGUUUUUUUUUUUUGGCGGGGAAACAAUGCUGUAGUUGUAUUUAUUAGUUGAGAAAUUGAAAUGUAUUUAUUUGUGGUUCCUUCAGAUCAUCUUGCUGAAAUAAAAAAGUAAACAUGUGACAAG